GGGCUCAGAACUUCGUCAGUCUUUGUCAGUUCAGAUCUCGUUCGCUGCUGAAUCAAAAUUAUAAAUUGUGAAAAAGUAGAAGUCGUUUUAGUCUUUUUACCUUCCAACUUUGAUACUAAACUGAAUUGUUUUAAACUAAAGAAAACCAUAAAUCCAAAAUGGGUGAUGAAGGCGGUGGCGGUGGCGGUCAUAGCAAGGACCUGAAGGGAUUCCUCACGGACUUCAUGAUGGGCGGCGUUUCGGCGGCGAUUGCCAAGACUGCUGUGGCGCCCAUCGAGCGGGUGAAGCUGAUCCUGCAGGUGCAGGAGGUGUCCAAGCAGAUAGCGGCGGAUCAGCGCUACAAGGGCAUCAUCGACUGCUUCGUUCGCAUUCCCAAAGAGCAGGGAUUCUCGUCCUUCUGGCGCGGCAACUUGGCCAACGUGAUACGUUACUUUCCCACCCAGGCCCUGAACUUCGCCUUUAAGGAUGUGUACAAGUCGGUCUUUCUCGGCGGCGUAGACAAGCAUAAGCAGUUUUGGCGCCAUUUUGCAGGAAACUUGGCCUCUGGCGGUGCAGCAGGUGCCACUUCCUUGUGUUUCGUUUAUCCCCUUGAUUUUGCCCGAACCCGCUUGGCCGCCGACGUGGGUAAGGGCGGCAAUCGGGAGUUCAACGGCCUGAUCGACUGUCUGAUGAAGGUGAUCAAGAGUGACGGCCCCAUUGGCCUGUACCGCGGCUUCAUAGUUUCGGUGCAGGGCAUCGUCAUCUACCGGGCCGCCUACUUCGGCUUCUACGACACGUGCCGCGACUUCUUGCCGAAUCCGAAGAGCACGCCCUUCUAUGUGAGCUGGGCGAUUGCCCAGGUGGUCACCACCGUGGCCGGCAUUGCGUCCUAUCCCUUCGACACCGUGCGCCGUCGCAUGAUGAUGCAGUCCGGCCUGAAGAAGUCCGAGAUGAUCUACAAGAACACGGCCCACUGCUGGAUGGUGAUUGCCAAGCAGGAGGGCAUCGGUGCCUUCUUUAAGGGCGCCCUAUCGAACAUUAUUCGCGGCACCGGCGGUGCCUUAGUUCUCGCCAUCUACGACGAGAUGAAGAAGUAUCUUUAGCCCCGUUUUCCGGCCGUUUGUGGUGCGCCCGCUUGGUGGCCAUCUGCAUCAGGCGCACCACAUAGCACACCACGAGAGCGCCCCACCGGCAGAACCCACCGUCAACACACCGGUUUCACCCCUUUAUAGCAAAGGAUUAGGACCCCAAUAAAUUAAAAUGAUUUGAUGGUAGGUGGUGGCAUUGCUGCCCCUCUUCUUCUCAUUUUGUGUUCACAGUGGUUGAGAAAAUACAAAUAAUUUAUUGAACUUAAA
This is a messenger RNA of Drosophila rhopaloa, 1334 nucleotides long. RefSeq names its product ADP,ATP carrier protein (gene Ant2). Bases 159 to 1082 code for a protein of 307 amino acids. Gene Ontology annotation, biological process: mitochondrial ADP transmembrane transport; mitochondrial ATP transmembrane transport. The transcript has 3 exons. Gene Ontology annotation, cellular component: mitochondrial inner membrane. The record is from RefSeq and is a predicted model, not a curated record. Gene Ontology annotation, molecular function: ATP:ADP antiporter activity. Lineage: Eukaryota; Metazoa; Arthropoda; Insecta; Diptera; Drosophilidae.